UCAUAUGUGAAAAACAGGUUGAGCCAUGUCUGAGGGUGUUGCCCUGUGGAAUCUGUAGAUAAGGAUGCUUUAUACCUGCGUGUGCCUGAGAGUCCAGUUACAUUCUGCGGCUUCCAGAGGGAACAAGCCUCCAGAGGAGUACAGUUAUUCCAUUUUUCCUGUGACCCAGGUAUCACUACUGAGACCGCAAUGGCAUGGUGGAAAGCCUGGAGUGAAGCAGAGGGCAGGUCCGUGGCAGGUGCUUUAAAUUUUAAUGCUGCACCUGAUGCUCAGAUUCUGUACAAGGCCAUGAAAGGGCUUGGGACUGAUGAACAAGCUAUAAUUGAUGUCCUAACCAAGAGGAGCAAUCUGCAGCGUCAAGAGAUUGCCAAAUCCUUCAAAGCACAGUUUGGAAAGGAUCUGAUUGAAAACCUGAAGUCUGAAUUGAGUGGCAACUUUGAGAGGCUCAUUGUAGCUCUCAUGUACUCCCCAUUCAAGUAUGAUGCCAAGGAGCUGUACGAUGCCAUGAAGGGUGUGGGAACGAGGGAAAGUGUUAUCAUAGAGAUCCUGGCGUCUCGGACAAAAGCGCAGAUCAAGGAGAUAAUCAAGGCGUACAAAGAAGAAUACGGUUCUGAUCUCGAGCAAGACAUAAAAUCAGAAACGAGUGGCUACUUAGAACAGAUUUUGGUUUGCCUUCUUCAGGGUGAGAGGGACAAUGCCACCCUUUAUGUGGACACAGCCCUGGCUCUUCAGGAUGCAGAGACUCUCUAUGCUGCUGGAGAGAAGAUACGGGGCACUGAUGAGAUACAGUUCAUCACCAUCUUGUGCAAAAGGAGUGCCACACACUUAAUGAAAGUGUUUGAAGAAUACCAGAAACUGGCUGGAAAGAGCAUAGAAGAUUCUAUCAAGAGUGAAACUCGUGGUUCACUUGAGGAUGCCAUGCUGGCGAUUGUGAAAUGCACCAGGAACAUCCAUUGCUACUUUGCAGAGAGGCUGUACAAUGCUUUAAAGGGGGUUGGCACUGAUGAUGGGACUCUGAUAAGGGUGCUUGUUUCUCGAAGUGAAGUUGACCUAAAUCUUAUAAAGCCUGAAUUCAAGCGUAUUGCAGGAAAGUCUCUCUCCAGUAUGAUUUUGGAGGAUACCAGCGGGGAUUACAAGACAGCCUUGUUGAAUCUCUGUGGCAGUGACUGA
This is a messenger RNA of Cinclus cinclus, 1170 nucleotides long. RefSeq names its product annexin A8-like. The transcript is spliced from 13 exons. Lineage: Eukaryota; Metazoa; Chordata; Aves; Passeriformes; Cinclidae. Gene Ontology annotation, cellular component: cytoplasm. The record is from RefSeq and is a predicted model, not a curated record. Gene Ontology annotation, biological process: negative regulation of serine-type endopeptidase activity; endosomal transport; endosome organization. Gene Ontology annotation, molecular function: calcium-dependent phospholipid binding; calcium ion binding. Bases 190 to 1170 code for a protein of 326 amino acids.